AUGUGUUUGCUGGAGCAGGAGGCGUGCAGCACGGGGUGUGCCAGCCAACCCGCUGAGCCGGAGAUCAAACGGAGGAAGCUCAAGGCCCUGACCAACCGGCCCAAGCCCAUCUCCGUUAUGGAUGCCGUGUCUAGCUGGUGCAAUGACAUCGUCAGUUCCGCCCAGAGCUUCAUUUCUUCCACCUGGACUUUCUACCUGCAGGCUGAUGAUGGGAAGGUUGUUGUGUUUCAGAGCCAGCCAGAGAUUGAGUACUCCUUGCCUGAGUUACAAGCCCCACGCUCCAACGUGGUCGACAAACCUUGGCCCCAAGUCAACUCCCACACACAGCGGCCACAUACUGGAGGGCGGUCACAUGGGGAGAGGAAUGCGGCAAAACCUGGGGCGAAAGCAAAGCAUGUCAACCAACAUGCCGAGGACCCAGCUGCUGAGCACGACUUCCUGGGCUGCAUGUCAAGGCGCUCAGGACUGCCGCGUUGGAUUUUAGCAGCUUGUCUCUUCCUGUCUAUCAUGGUGAUGCUGUGGCUGAGCUGUGCCAGUCUGGUCACGGCACCCGAGCAGCACGUCAAGACCCAGCUUAGCAUCAACGGAGAUAAAGAGUUCAUGGUUGACACCCAGAAGGUCAACCCCUAUCACUUGAUGCCAGUGAUCGCAAUGACAAUCGCCCAAUCGGAGGAGAGCAAGGAGGCGGGGCCGCUUCCGGUCAAGGUUGACCUCAGCAAAACAUCUCUGUAAAAGCACUGAAGAGGUCGAUACUUUUGACGACUAGGGUUCAACACAUCUCCAGAGCUAUUUCUCGCAAUUUAAGGGGAAGUUACAUUGUUUUUCUAUAUAUA
Molecule: messenger RNA, 833 nt
Organism: Sinocyclocheilus grahami
Lineage: Eukaryota; Metazoa; Chordata; Actinopteri; Cypriniformes; Cyprinidae
Product: transmembrane protein 59-like
Exons: 6
Coding region: 1-732 (243 amino acids)
Source: RefSeq, a predicted model, not a curated record